ACCUGCCCACAAGCUGCUGCCUUAACAUAGGUCGUAUUUCCCACCGUCGACGUUACGCGAGAGCUCACAGCGAAGUCAUUCAUAUAAGUCCUAGUUUUCGUUUGUAAGGAAGCAUAGUAAUUCUACAAUGUCUCAUUUGCAACCACCUCCGCAACAACAGCCGCAAGUCAUCACUGUCCAGUCUGCAACUCCAGCUUUUAGGGACAUCCCGGUAUCCAUGGUGUGUCCGCACUGCAACCAUCAAAUUCAGACGGCCAUUGCUUUUGAAAGCGGGACUCUAACCUGGGUCAUAUGCGGAGUGCUGCUCCUGUUUGGGUGCUGGUUGGGCUGCUGCUUGAUACCGUUCUUCAUUGACGGGUGUAAAGAUUGCAUUCACACCUGUCCCAGUUGCAAUAAUGUGGUCGGAAAGUUUACCAGGUUGUGAAAAUCCACACGGAAAAGUGUAUUCAUUUCCAUUCAUUGAGAUGUUAUUAUUGUAUAUUGACAAUACACAUUAAAUUACAAAGCUUUAAAGUAAA
Messenger RNA from Ostrea edulis (European flat oyster), 518 nucleotides. Its product is annotated as lipopolysaccharide-induced tumor necrosis factor-alpha factor homolog. The record is from RefSeq and is a predicted model, not a curated record. Lineage: Eukaryota; Metazoa; Mollusca; Bivalvia; Ostreida; Ostreidae. The transcript has 3 exons. Gene Ontology annotation, molecular function: zinc ion binding. The coding region runs from base 128 to 424 and encodes 98 amino acids.